UCUUGCUAAGAUCUUGUACGACAGAAUCUCUUAUCAAUUUGAUGCUUGCUGUUUUAUCCAGGACGUAAACCAUAUUCAUAAAAGUCAUGCCAAUGCCAGCCAGACUGCUAUUACAAUGGUUCAAAACGAAUUCUUCAUCAAAUGUUUCAGGAACAAGUAGAUUCUGACGAUCCUGCCGAAAUAGCCAAGAUGCUACAAAACAGAAUAUGUAACCCAAAUCUUCCAAAAAGGGUUCUUAUAGUGCUUGAUGAUGGCGGUGAUUCAAAGCAAUGGGAUGAUUUGGGUAUAGUUCCUAACUUACUUGGGGCGGGAAGCAGAGUUGUCAUAACUACUAGAUUUGAGCAUAUUCUUAAUGUGAAUGCACCGUAUGAAAUUCACGAGGUUCAACUAUUGAAUGAUGAUGAAGCUCUUGAACUUUUUCAAAGAACAGCCUUCAAAAUUGAUUUUCAUAGUCCCGCUAUCAGUGAUGUAUCUGGUAAGAUAAUAGAAUAUGCUCAAUAUCUUCCUUCAGCAAUUGUAAAACUGGGUAACUACUUCAAUCAAAAUGCUGAAGAGCUUUGGGAAAGAUGCUUCCAGAGAUGGAGAGAAUAUCCGGAAGAAAAAUAUAUGAAUUCUCUGCAGGAAAAAAAUUACCAAUUUCUGAAUGAAGAUGAGAAGAUGAUCUUUCUAGAUAUAGCCUGUUUCCUUGCGGGAAAAAGGAAGAAGUAUGUGGAGCACAUUCUAGCGAGUAGAAUAUCAGAUCCUUACCUCGCAAUUCAAGGGAUCCGGAAGAAAUCACUCGUAAAAAUUAGGAACAGCGAAAUUCAUAUGCAUCAAAUAUUACAAGAUUUGGGCAAGAAAAUUGUUCGGGGAAUAAUAAAGAUGAGCCAAAAUGCUGGUCUAGAUUGUGGAAUGCGGAGGAUUUCCAAGAAGUCUUGAUAGAUACGGAAGGAAACAAAGUUCAGGCCAUAGUUUUGGAUGAAGAUGUCUCCAAAUGCAAGAAAAUUGGCG
This is a messenger RNA of Arachis duranensis, 990 nucleotides long. RefSeq names its product disease resistance protein Roq1-like. Gene Ontology annotation, molecular function: ADP binding. Gene Ontology annotation, biological process: defense response. NCBI's taxonomy places the organism in Eukaryota, Viridiplantae, Streptophyta, Magnoliopsida, Fabales, Fabaceae. Bases 142 to 918 code for a protein of 258 amino acids. The transcript is spliced from 2 exons. The record is from RefSeq and is a predicted model, not a curated record.